Messenger RNA from Rubroshorea leprosula, 1031 nucleotides. NCBI's taxonomy places the organism in Eukaryota, Viridiplantae, Streptophyta, Magnoliopsida, Malvales, Dipterocarpaceae. The record is from the annotation of a GenBank genome assembly.
AAAAAAAAAAAAAAAUGAAGAGAUUAUGGAGGGUACAAGUGCUGCAACACGGCAUCUUUACUUUGUUUCUGCUGCUCCUAGUCCUCACUUGGACACAAGCCAAUGAUGAUGUGCUCAUGUUGAUGGCUUUCAAGAAAUUCUCUGUUACCUCAGAUCGUCAUGCUGUCUUGGUUAACUGGACUGAUACUUCUUCCAGCCCCUGUUCCUGGCAUGGAGUCACUUGCUCUCCUGAUGGCCGUGUUUCCACUCUCGACCUCAGCUAUGCGGGUCUUGUUGGGAGCCUGCACCUCCCUAAUCUCACCGCCAUGUCCGCCCUCCGCGGUCUCUAUUUGCAAGGGAAUUCCUUUUCCGCCGGGGAUCUCUCUGCCUCGUCCUCCUGCAUGCUCGAAACCCUCGACUUGUCUUCCAAUAACUUCUCCGAUGCCUUCCCGGGCCAAGGGCAAUCCUUCUUCUCUUCUUGCGAUCGUCUGGCUUAUGUUAAUAUGUCUCGCAAUUCAAUUCCUGGGGCUGGGGGUAGGAUACCUUUUGGUCUUUCUUUGCUGCAGCUUGACCUUUCUCGCAAUAAGAUUUCUGAUUCAGCCCUCUUGGCUUACUCUCUUUCUAGUUGCCAGAACUUGAAUCUGCUCAAUUUUUCUGAUAACAAGCUCGGCGGGAAGCUCAGUGUGACUUCCAUUUCUUGCAAGAAUUUUUCAAUUCUUGAUCUCUCAUACAAUUUGUUAUCCGGGGAGAUACCGCCUUCUUUUGUGGCUGACUCUCUCAAUCUCAAGCAUCUUGAUCUCUCAUUCAACAACUUCUCCGGUGAGUUCUCCUUCCUCAACUUCAGGUGCUGCCGCAACCUCACCGUGCUCAAGUUAUCUGGGAACAACCUUUCUGAUACCCAGUUCCCGACCAGUCUGGCUAGCUGUACACUUCUUGAGGUGUUUGACUUGUCCCAUAUGGGCCUGAAAAACAAUAUUCCGGGUUCCUUGUUGGGAAAUCUCAAGAAUUUGCGGCAUCUAUCUCUAUCCCAUAAUCAGUUCACUGCUUGAAGG